ACGUCAAAAACUUCAACAGAAAACGUGCGCGUGAUUUUUAAGAGCACAUCGCGUGGAGGUGGAUAAAUUUAAAACCGAGUUUUUCAUAUUUUUGCGAUUUUUUAAAGUUGAUUGUGUCCACAAAUAGUAAAUAAUAAACAUUGCAACCUCAAUAUGUCGUCCAAGGACCUAGAUCGUAUGGAAGUGGCGGAGGAUCAGAAUAUUGAAGAUGCGAUUAUAGCCGGGGAGAGCGACGACGAUGACGAUGACAACGAAGCUGGAGAUGAUGCCAUGGACAGUGAGGGGGGAACCAAUGGAAAGGUUUACCUGCCCGGUCGGAAGUUAAACAACGACGAAGAGCUGGUGUGUGACGAAUCAGCGUACGUAAUGCUUCAUCAGGCGAACACAGGCGCACCGUGUUUAAGUUUCGACAUCAUUUCUGACCCCUUGGGGGAAGAUCGGGAAACGUUUCCAUUGACUGCAUUUAUGGUGGCCGGUACCCAGGCCGCAAGGACACAUGUCAACAGUGUGAUCGUAAUGAAGAUGUCUAACCUGCAUCGGACGUCAAAGGAACGGAAAGACGAUGACGACGAUGAUUCCGACUCUGAGUUGAGCGACGACGAAGAUGAGCAUGAGGACAAACGACCCCAGAUGAACUGCGCCCUUAUCAAGCAUGCUGGAUGCGUGAACCGGAUUAGAGCUACUACGUUCAAUAGCACGCAUUACGUGGCCACUUGGAGCGAAAUGGGUCGGGUAAAUAUUUACAACAUCAACGAUCAAUUGACGGCUGUGGACGAUGAACACGCUUGCAAGAACUACGAAAAUAACAAAGUCGGAGAGGGAGUGAAGCCGGAUUUCACAUUCUCCGGCCACCAGAAGGAAGGAUUCGCCAUUGAUUGGUGUACCACGACGCGUGGUAUGCUGGCGACUGGGGACUGCCGUCGGGAUAUCCACAUAUGGCGUCCGAACGAUAAGGGUUCGUGGACCGUGGAUCAGCGACCACUGAUUGGACACACCGAUUCAGUGGAGGACAUCCAGUGGAGCCCGAACGAGGCGAAUGUGCUGGCUACGUGUUCGGUUGAUAAAUCGAUUCGGAUCUGGGAUUGUCGAGCGGCCCCUUCCAAGGCCUGUAUGUUGACGGCUGGGAAUGCUCACGAAAGUGACGUCAACGUGAUCAGUUGGAACAGGAACGAACCGCUGAUAGCUAGUGGGGGUGAUGACGGUUUCUUCCACAUUUGGGAUCUGCGCAACUUCCAAUCGAAAUCGACUGUGGCCACAUUCAAACACCACACCAAUCACAUAACCACCAUUGAAUGGCACCCGAAGGAGUCGACCAUUCUUGCCACCGGAGGCGAUGACGAUCAGAUCGCUCUAUGGGAUCUCGCGGUGGAGCGGGACGACGAUGAGGAACGGGCGGAUCCACAACUAAAAGAGCUGCCGCCACAGCUGCUGUUUAUUCACCAAGGGCAAACGGAAAUCAAGGAACUGCACUGGCAUCCGCAGCUCAAAGGGGUCCUGUUUUCGACGGCGCACAGUGGGUUCAAUGUUUUCCGAACAAUCAGCGUUUAGGUCAGAAUGAGAAAGUAAGGCGGUUCUUUUCCACGUUCUUCGGAUUGAUGGCCAUGUGCAGUUUGUAACAUUUAAUACCAUUCAAAAAUAAAAGGAACUUACUUGUAUCAA
Messenger RNA from Armigeres subalbatus, 1659 nucleotides. Its product is annotated as glutamate-rich WD repeat-containing protein 1. The coding region runs from base 154 to 1548 and encodes 464 amino acids. Gene Ontology annotation, cellular component: nucleolus. The record is from RefSeq and is a predicted model, not a curated record. NCBI's taxonomy places the organism in Eukaryota, Metazoa, Arthropoda, Insecta, Diptera, Culicidae. Gene Ontology annotation, molecular function: protein binding. The transcript has 2 exons. Gene Ontology annotation, biological process: ribosome biogenesis.